Messenger RNA from Stomoxys calcitrans (stable fly), 8919 nucleotides. Its product is annotated as ras guanine nucleotide exchange factor M. Gene Ontology annotation, cellular component: plasma membrane. Gene Ontology annotation, biological process: Ras protein signal transduction; positive regulation of GTPase activity. Gene Ontology annotation, molecular function: guanyl-nucleotide exchange factor activity. The transcript has 5 exons. The record is from RefSeq and is a predicted model, not a curated record. NCBI's taxonomy places the organism in Eukaryota, Metazoa, Arthropoda, Insecta, Diptera, Muscidae. The coding region runs from base 1868 to 4471 and encodes 867 amino acids.
GGCCAUUCCUCCAUUUCAAUUUUGAACGGCCAUUUUUCCAUUCACUCAAUUCUAAUCUCCGCACAAAUUGGGAAAUGUAGCGCAAAAUGCUAAAAUGUAUUCCACUAUUCCUCCAUUCCACAUCAGCCGAGAACGACCAUUCCUCCAUUCCAUCAUUCUAAACAGAAAGAAAAGGAAGGUUUUUGGAAAGAAAAUUUGUAAAAUAAAAAAAUAACAACAAUUAAGGAAAAAACCAGUGGAAAGUUAAACAAAUAAAAAUAAUAUAAAAUAAAAAUACAAAAGCGCGAAAAUAAAAGCAAAAGUUUAGUGUUUCGUAAACCGGUUGUACUCGCUCGCUUGUGGAUGGAGAAAGGGGAUGGCAAUGUCGGAAGGAAAUUUAGCAUUGUGAAAAACAAUCAAGACAAAAUCAAAAGAGAAAGAAAGAAAUAAAGGAAAAUUAUACAUAUGAAUAUGUACAUACGACUUAUGGAAUAAAUAUGGUGAUGUUAUAAAAAAUAUUUGUCGAAAUUUUCAAUUGCUGGCCAUUGGUGCACAUAUGGAAUAGUAGGUUUGGCAAAUUUCUUUGUAAAGCAAGUAAAGUCUGGAUCAGAAAACGGGUGAGGCCGCAGCCGCCGCGCCACUCUGAGUAGUGUAGUGUGAAAUAGUAGUUGUGGCCAGGUAAAUGCAGAAAGCUUACAGAGAGAUGCGUGGCGUUUAUUGCUAAAUCCACACGUUAACCCAAUACCACCCAAUAAUCCGCACAUACACCCGCUCCGAAAUUCUUACAUACAUACAAGUGCUAUGUGCUGCAUUUUUAUUAUGCGUCCAUCUUUUUGAAAAGUUAACAAAACGACGUCUCGCUUGUUUUUUUUUUUGCUGUGUGUGUUGUUUUUCUUCUGGUGCGCAAUUGUCUUUUGGAUUCCGGGGGUUAUAGAGGUGGAGACGGCAGACCGUCCACCGACACUGGGUACGACGUUGCUUUCCUGGUAAAGCCGAAAUGUAAAUAUUGGCCUUAGUACUCAACAUCGCGGCGACUACGACGACAUCAACUGGCGAAAAUCGCGAAGUAAACCAAACAAAUAUGUAAAAUUUUGAGAUUUCAUAAAAAAGUAUUACGAAAAAUAGCAAUAAAGUGUGCCAAAUAAUCAAAAGAGUGUAUAAAACGCAAUAUGGAAAAUUUUGCUCAUAUGCUGUGAAAGCAAUUAAAUAUCAUAAAUCACUGCAAAAAAAGGCAAGCAGAAUAGCAAAAAGAAAAAAAUGCUAUCAAGUCUCUGUCUGAGCGUCUGAGCUUGCCUCUUCGUGUGUGUGCCUCUGUGUGUUCGAUUGUGAGUGCAAAAGUUACUAUUAACUUGUCCUACCACUAUUACCUCCCAUUGCUCUCCACUCCUUACUCAGGAGGAGGCGCUUCUACUACAUCCUCAAAAGUGAUAUUCCUUUUCCCAACAAAAAUAAGAAGAAAAAAACACACAAAAAAGUAAAACGCCCUGACCUUCUGGCUCUUGGUUUUCUUUGGCUACUAGCCACAGUAGGCAACAUCUACGUCUCUUGCCAAUUCGCCCUCAAAUCCUUGUCCCCAACCCAAACCCUAACUCCCCUUACCACCUUCUUCAAUCGCAAUGGAUAUGUAAACUUUUUGUUCAACACCAUAGAGUUGGGACAGCAUAAGAAACGUAUCAAAAGAAUGGUGGCAGGCUGAACACCAAUAUUUUCAGGAUCAGCAAACACCAAGAAGGAAGGCCCAUUUGUGAUGCUUUUCAACAUUGCAAAAAGCUAAAGUCAACAACCAUCCCAAUGUUUUGCUGGAUUGCCGCUUUAGUGCACUCUUAUGUGGACCACAAACAAUAAUACUUUAAUUUACCCAAAGGUCAUUUUCCUUUAGCCAUUGUCAAUGUCGAAUAACGGCAUAAACAGCGCUACAAAUGGGCGCGCCAGUGCCAAUAGUACCCAUGCCCAUACCGCCACGCAUACGAUUGCCACCCACCCGGUGGCUGUUAAAAACCGGAACCUCAUUGGCGGAGCUAGCAACAUCAACAGUGGCAGCGGUGGUGUUGGGGGCGUCGGCGGAGCCUCAUCUGCCAAGACAACGUCAAUUAAUCUUAAAACAAAUGAAAGUAGAACAAAAAUCAAUAAUGUGGCGGUCACGGCGGCAACGACAACAACAGCACCGACAACAACGACCACGAAUAGCACACUGCCGGAUAGUAAACCCCUUAAUAUGGCCAUGAAGGCGAAUAACAACGAUCAACACACCCAUCAUCAGCAACAACAACAAUAUGUAAAUAUCAAGAAGUCAUCGGGACAUGUGGCGUUCAACUCGAAUUCAUUAAAUUCAUCCUCUCAAGUAGCGAGUCAACAGCAGCAGCAGCAGCAGCACCAUCAACCUUUAGUGAAUGUAAAUAAAUUACCCACACAUAGACGUGAUAGUUCUAAUGUGAGUGGGCAUCAUGCCCAUACGGGCAUCUUGCCACAAAGCCUAAAAGAUGCCUCCAAAUAUAGAUAUUUGCGACCCCAAACACAUUACCGGGCUGAGGACAAUAGUCGAGAUGAAGUGGAUCGAGUGGUGGAUAGGCGUUUGAGCGGUGGUAUGCCUAUAACAACUGCCACCGCCGUCACCGCUUAUGAAGAUGACCCUAAAAAGGAAAAAAACGAUAUGUUAUUGGUCUAUUAUGAUGGACAGUUGGAGGGUGGUUCCUUAGAUGCCCUUAUUGAGCAUAUGGUACCCACUCAUGAUUAUUAUCCCGAUAGGAUAUAUACAUUUGCAUUUUUGCUCAGUGCGAGGCUAUUUAUACGACCCCAUGAAUUGCUGGCCAAAAUAUCACAAACAUGGGAGCGACAACAACACCAACAACAACAGCAGCAGCAACAACAGUCUGGCACUGUUGGCCCUAUUCAAGAUCACUUGGAACACGAUGCUGGUCAUUUUUCAUCGAACAUAACCAAUUCCCCCUUGGCUCAAAGAAAACCUAUGGCCGUUGGAGUUGGAGUUGGCCCACCCACAAACACCCAAAAAUCAGCACACAAUUGUAUACGUCUGCUGGCGGAAUGGAUUGAAACAUUUCCCUAUGAUUUUCGUGAUGAACGUCUAAUGCAACAGGUGCGCAUUUUGACCCGUAAAUGUGUUUACAUUGACAAUUCCCUGGGCAAGCAGGUCUCGAAAAUUCUUCAAUUAUUGGUUCAACGUCUGACAUCGUUGGAGAAAUACGAAGAAUUUCUGCAAUCCCUGCAACAAUAUGAUCUCAAUAAUACCCUGCAGCCGCAUUAUAGCACCUCAGCAUCAGCCUCCUACUCCUCAACUUCCUCCACAUCGGCGUCCUCAACGAAUGCCACUCACAUUAACUCAUUAACCAAGUCCUCUGUUCAGGCCUUGAACAGCCAUCAUCAUCAUCAUCAUCAUGAUUCAUCGCAUAAGAAUAAUUAUCUAUCAAAUGCUCAAUACUCCACACAUGCCACUGCAUACCACCACAAUUCCAUAGUGCCAGCUAACUCGUCCUCUUCGUCGGCAGCCUCAUCCACCACAGGUGUUGGCUCCGACUCGCCCAAUGCUCAUGAUGUCUAUGGUAUUAUGGAUCUAUGUCCAAGUUGUGCUCAAUUGGCCCAUCAACUGACAGCCAUUGAAUUGGAUCGUCUCUCACACAUAGGGCCCGAAGAGUUUGUCCAAGCCUUUGCCAAGGAAUAUCAAAAUUCCAUGGCAAAUUCUGCCUCGAAUACGGCGGGAGGUGUGAUGAGCACUUCAUUGAAUGACAUGAAGAAAACCAGAAAUUUGGAAUCGUAUGUGGAAUGGUUUAAUCGCCUCAGUUAUUUGACGGCGUCGGAAAUCGUAAAGUACCCCAAAAAGAAGCAACGUGUUCGCGUCAUUGAAUAUUGGAUAGAAACUGCCCGUGAAUGUUUUAAUAUUGGAAAUUUUAAUAGCCUUAUGGCAAUUAUAGCUGGUCUUAACUUGGCUCCCAUUUCGAGGCUUAAGAAAACGUGGUCAAAAGUACAAUCUGCCAAAUUUUCAGUAUUGGAGCAUCAAAUGGAUCCUACCUCUAAUUUCAAUAGCUAUCGCUCCACUCUGAAAGCGGCCAUGUGGCGUUCCGAGGGUGCCACCGAGGAGCGUGAACGCAUUAUCAUUCCAUUUUUUAGUUUAUUCGUUAAGGAUUUGUAUUUUCUCAAUGAGGGUUGUUCAAAUAGGCUACCCAACAAUCAUAUCAACUUUGAAAAAUGUUCUCAACUUGCCAAACAAGUUAUGGAAUUUAAUGAAUGGAAACAAGUGACGUGUCCCUUUGAGCAGUCGCCCAAUGUCAUUGCCUAUUUACAGAAUAUAUCCGUACUCAACGAAAACACCCUGUCGAUGGCCUCAUUCGAAUGUGAAACACCUGAAAAUACCGAAGAGAAAGAUCGCUACAAGACGGUUAAGGCCGAAACGAAACAACUGUUACAACAAUUGCAAGAACAACAACUACAUCAACAACAGCAGCUGCAGCAGCAACAACAACAACAGACACAACACUAAAACUAACAGUAACAGUAAUAAAAAAUUGUAUUAUUUUUUUUUCUUGUGUUAAACCACGUUUACACUGAUCAUUAAAAUCUGUUUUAAUGGCUCUAUCAUAUGUUUUUCCUUUAAAAUAUGAGCUGAAAUGAGCCGUAAAUCAGGUUUUAAUGAGUGUGUAAACGGGGUUUUAUUAUUUUAUAAUUCUAUAACAAUUUGUUUUUCGAACUACACUCAACAAGCUUGCCAUGUUUUUAUAUAUAUACACACAGACAUAUUUAUAUAAUAUUUUUUUUUAUAUACCUAUACAAAAUAUAUUACAGUCGAUAUGUAAUAUGAGAUAACGAGAUAUUAUUAUUAACAAACAUAAGUAGUUUUUUCUGUUUUAUUUUGUUAAUAUUUAAGUACGUAACAUCUAGUUUUAAUUUGUAUGUCCUUAUAAGAGGCCAAUCAAGGCAAUAACUUCAAAAGUUAUUGUGGGAUAAUUUUUUAUUAAAACAAAGAAAGAAAAAAACAAACAAUUUAUAGUCGUAUUGCUUAUAUUAGAACAUAAGAUUAUGACACUCACACACACACACACACACAGCCACAGAGAAACAAACACAAAUAUUUAAUGAUAUACAUGCCUAGGUUUAUGUAAACAAAUGCCAACAAUCAAGAGCAGAACACAUAUUAACGAACUCUUUUGAAUAAUUAACGGGACCUUCACAUUUGAAGAUUUGGUGUUUGUUUUCAAAGAAGUUCACACAAACAAAUAGUAUGGAGUGGGAAAAAAAAACUAUUUAAAAUAAUUUAAAGGCUCUAUCACAAAACAUUUUCUUGUCUUAUUACAUGUCACAAUUUAUGUAUCAUUGGUAUUUCAUUAUGUGUGUCCAAAUUGCCAAAUUGCAUACGAUUCAUCAUUUUUGCUAUCACUCUUGUAUGUUGUUUUUGUGUGGCAAUGUUAGGAAAAGCUGAUGAUUAAUAGCGCUAUGAAAGCAAUUAAAUUUGGGUUUGCUUUCAUUCAACUGACAACAACAACAGCAGAUUUCUUUCAGCCCAAUUCUGAAAACUCCCUGGGAAUAAACUUCUAGGGAAUUAAUUUUUCCCUCCAAUAAAAUCCUCCUAAUCUGAUUGAAUGGAGAGAGGGAAAAUUUGGGAGAGAGAAAUGAAAAUUUUCAAAAACAGCUGUUUUGCUUCAGCUGUUUUAUUUUGGCUAAACAUUUGACUACUACUUUUUAAUAAGUUAUAAAGGUUGUUAAAAUUGUUAACAAACAUGUUUAGUGUUGUUUGGGCAAUGUUUGUUUACUUUUUUUUAUUUUAAUAGUGCACAAUUAUGGGCUACAGCGUGUCACGAUAUUUCUGUGUGUUGCGAUAACAACUUUCCCUUUUCAUCCAACAAUCAUUGGCUUAAGUGAGAUGCUUCCAAAGUGGUCUGGUGGAUAGAUAAAUAAUUUAAUUGUGUCAUGUUGUCUUUGGUUGUGCUGACGUUUUCCCUUGUCAGAAGGAGUUUAGUUGUGAGUAGUAUGGAACUUUGCUUCAGCUGAAAGUUGUGAUGGUCUAAAUGAUACGCUGCUUUGUCUAAAGGCCUACUUUUAUGGAGCUAGAACUUGAAGAUCUAAUCGAUAUUUCCGGGCGUUCGCUUUUCUUUGUGGUUGGGAUGUCUGCUGGACAUUGUGCUACCGAAAAGCGACUCAUGGAUUUAUUCCUAUUCCUACGGAGUAAGUGCUGCCAAAUGUGGUAUCCAACAACAAACGGUGGCCAUUUAGCGACAUCCACACACCACAUAUUUUGAUACCUACAUAUGUAUAUAAACCAAUUCUAGGUUUCUCGUCUUUUAUUGCCAAUAAAAUUGAAAAACUUAUACAAACCUUCUAUGGAUUUGGUAUAUGACAUAUAUAAAGCGGUACUCGUAUUUGUUUUUGAUGAAAAAGAGAGGUUAGCAUGUCCGCCUAUGACGCUAAACACCUGGGUUAGAAUCCUGGCGAGACCAUGAGAAAAAAAAAUUUCAGCGGUGGUCUCCCCUCCUAAUGCUGGCAACAUUUGUGAGAUACUAUGCCAUGCAAAACUUCUGUCCAAAGAGGUGUCGCACUGCUGCACGCCGUUCGGACUCGGCUAUAAAAAGGAGGCCCCUCUUAUUAUAGAGCUUAAACUUGAAUCAGACUGCACUCAUUGAUAUGUGAGAAGUUGCCUCUAUUCCUUAGUGGAAUGUUCAUGGACAAAAUUUGCAAUUUACAUAAUAAAUUGUUCGUAAAUAGUAGGAAGUCGUAUCAUUUUUUAUGAAAACAAUUGAAUUCAUAAUUUUUUUACAGACUCCCUUUGAUAUGUUUGGGGAAAUUUUUGCAAAAUUUUAUCUUCUCAUUCUCCCAUUUAUUUCGAUUCAGAAUAGCUAUUUUUCCCCUCUUCGAAGUUUGUUUAGAAUAAGGGAAAAGAGAGCAGGGAAAAAAACUCCCAGGCAAUUGUUAUUCAGAAUGGGGGAAAGGGAGUAGGGGAAAAACUCCCAGGGAAUUGUUACUCAGAAUAGGGCUGUUUAUGUUUUUGUCAGAAGGAAUAGAGCAACGCUCUAAUCGAAAAAGUAACAGUGCUUUUCAUUCGUAUCACACAAUGUGUACAACUUUAAUAAUAGCAAAAUUUGGCAUGUCAUAAGACAAGAACGUGUAGUAUGAUGGCACCUUAAGCAUUAUAUAUCUUGGGUAAAUAAAGUUGAUCUGGUCAGAACCGGUUUUAUCUACCAUAAGAUACAAACAGAUCAAAUUAGUUACAACUAAAUAUAAUUAGAUGAUUUUUGAUCUCAAUUUUGUCCCAGACCUUCAACCUUUUUGCUGGGGAUGUUUAAUUAAAACUAGUUCUAUUUGGGAAAAUUUAGCGAGUCUAUAACACAAGCACGUUGACACCAAUCAUUAAAAUCUGUUUUAACGACUCAAUAAUCUGCUUUCCCUUUAUAAAAUCAGCUGACGUGAGCCAUUAAUCCGGAUUUAAUGAACAUUUGCCCAUAUUCACAAACCUUAAAGAAGGCUUAUUUGGCAGAUUUCCUUUAUAGAACUGUCAAAGAAACCGCCUAUAACACUGUUUUAAGUUUUGUGAAUACCGGUGUAUAGUUUUAAUUUAAAAAUGUGUCACUCAAAUAGAGAGGAUUUCAAAAUCAGCUUUGAGAGUGUUUGCGAGAGUUAUACUAUGUACAGACCAAAGCAAAUGCUCUGAAAAUGACUCGUUUUUCCUUUACAAAUAUAUAAGGACAAAACGACUCGUUUGCCACAAAAACGUAUCAUUCAAAGCAUGUGAGCCCAAAUUAAUGCCUAAAUUGUGUUAAAUAAACACAGCCCUGAAAAAUUUCAAAAAAUAAAAUAGAAUUUUUUCCAAAAAAUACAAAAUAUACACAAUUUUACAGACAAAAGUAAGAAAAAAUAAAUAUUAAAAAACUGUGCAUUAUAACGUGAAAAAAUGCAAUUUCCAAAACAUCUCAACUAGUGCGAACGGUGAGACGUUUUCAAAGCGACAUAAGCAAAACGAGUCAAUGUAGACAUAGCAUUACACAUUUUGAUGUUUACACUUGGAGCAAAUCUAGACUUGCGACGGAAUUUCAAUAAUCUCGUGGUUUGCAACGAGGUUUCCCAUAUAUUUGAGGAGAUUUGCAGCAAAUCUUCUUCGAAAUUUAAAUGCAACCCUGUGUUUGUACCGGUUAUUAUCGGUAUUUUCUACAGCACUUUAUCGCAGCAUCUGACAAUUUCUUAGUGAAAUUUAAAAUUUUGUAAUUAAAUUUAAUAAAAUCGCUUCACUAAUUUAAACCCUGUUUACACUGCUCAUUAAAUCCGGAAUUAAUUCUCUCGUCAGUUGAUUUUAUAAAGGGAAAACAGAUAAUCGAGUUUUUAAAUGCGGAUUUAAAGAGCAGUGUAAACGGGUUUUAAUUGUUGAACACAAUAAAAAUGCUGACCACAAUAAAUACUGUCAAAAGAACCCCUGUUGACAAAUACAAUUCCCGUUGAAUCGUAGGGAAAACGGGUUUUGAAGCUUAUCUCAAAUUAAGUGGAUUUAAGCUCUAGCGUAAACGUGUUUUUUUUUGCCCACCAUUUUAACCGAUGUCCCAUCUUCAAGUGUGAACACCCCUUAAGAAUCAUUCAAACGUUCUGUUUGAUGUUUUCAAAAACGAACUCAAAGAAAAUGCCAGUAAAUUAUAUAGUUUUUCGUCGUCGUAUUGUAUUAAACAUGUACUUAAUGCAUUUAAAGUAUUUGUUAGCCUAUUUGUAAUAUUUAUAUACAGCAAAACAAAUUUCUAAGUAACUCGAUUUUUUAACAAAUCUCAAUAUUUUAUCUUUAUUGGAUAAAUCUCUAAACGCUUAAGGGUAUUGUUGUAAGUAAAUCGUGUUUUUAUUUUAUUUUUAUUACUUCCCUAAGAGAAGCCGAUAGAUGAAAAACGAGUUUAAUUUAACAACAAACCACACACACGUAUAUUUAUAUAGACACUAAAUGAUAUUUUAUUUAAAAAAAAAAAC